Closterium sp. Naga37s-1 is the source of this 2301-nucleotide messenger RNA. The record is from the annotation of a GenBank genome assembly. NCBI's taxonomy places the organism in Eukaryota, Viridiplantae, Streptophyta, Zygnematophyceae, Desmidiales, Closteriaceae.
AUGAACGGCGCCGCGGAUGGAGCGUGCUCGCUGCAGUUCGACGCGGCGACGGCGACGGAGUUCCUGCGGCUGCAGCGCGUGCUGAUGCGGCAGGACGCGAGCCGCGCCACGAACGCCGACACGCUGUCGUGGCUCUUCGACGCCGCCAAGGCGCAAAUCGACGAGCUGGCGUGGCGGGACGGCAAGCGCAUCCGAAUGACGACGGAUAUUCCUGACAUUGCGGACAUUCUCCCCGCGCCCAUCUGGCACAUCAUCUUCCGCCUCCUGCUGCUGCCGCCCGCCCGCCCCGACGAACCCGCCGACGCCGCCGCCGCCGCCGCCGCCGCCGCCGCAGCAGCAGCAGCAAGAGCAGCGGCGGCAGCAGGCACCGGCGCCGCGAGGAGGAGCCACGCCAACCACCGCCGUGCCACGUCGAAGCAGCAGCGUCGGCAGCAGCGGCAGCAGCAGCAGCAGGCGAGGCUACAGCAGCAGCUGCAGCUGCAGCAGCAGUUGGCGCAGCAGCAGGCGCGGCAGCAGCAGCAGGCGCGGCAGCAGCAGCAGGCGGAGAGGCGGGGCGCGGUGGUACUGAGGGACGCGCGGAGCACAGCGGGCGAGCAGCAGCGCAGCAACGCGGCGAGCUACGGCCCCUCGUGGGCGCUGCUGUGCUGCGCGCUCGCCAGCAGGAGGCUGCUGCUCCACGUCCUCUCCUUCUCCGUGAGUACCAUCCUCUCGCUCUCCACACCCUCCCUCCCUCCCUCCCUCCCUCCCUCCCUCCCUCCCUCCCUCCCUCCCUCCCUCCCUCCCUCCCUCCCUCCCUCCUUCCCGCGGCUGCUCCACGUCCUCUCCUGCUCGACCGAUGCUCUGUCUGCUUUUCUUCUGCUGCUAUCUGUUGCUAUCUGCUGCUCUCCUGUUGCCUUACCAGCGUUUUCCUCCACUGCCAAUGAGCCCACCGCCCUGGCAUUCAGCCAGCAGCACCCCGAGUGGAGCAAGAGCGUGCUCUACCUCCUCCGGUGGCCGCACCACCACCUCUCCCUCUCCUUCACCGCCCCUACCCAACUCCGCUCCCUCGCCCCCCACAUCGCAUGCUCCUGCCGCAAGCUCUCCUCCCUCUCCCUCAAACUGCGCGGCACGGUGGACGGGGAAGAGGAGCACGAGCACGCAUACUGGUCCCUUAGUUUUCUCAAAGACUGCUCGCAGCUGCAGCAGCUGAAGCUGGGCCGCGGCAGGUGGGAUCUCACCAGCCUAUGCGCUGACGCCACGUGGGCGAAAUCCAUCCAAUCUCUCACCAUCAAGCAUGUGGAUUGGAGCAGCCUGAACGUCGAAGUCCUCAAGCGAAUCACCCCGCAGCUCUUAGAGUUCACGCUCUAUGAGCCGCAGCCCCAUUUCGGCGGCUGUUCGGCAGCCUCUCGCUACCACAGCCUCUCCUUCUCAUUCUACGUCGCCCGCCUCCUCCGCUUCCGCUUCCCCCACUGCGAUCUCAAGCCCACCCUCACCGUCUCCCCCACGCUCAAGACUCUCUCAGUGAUCGCCAAACGGCUGGUCCUCUCCUGCAAGAGCAUCGCCCCUCUCGAUCUCGACCACCUCUCGCUGUACGGCCAGGAUCGUCUGGUUAUCCCCUCCCUCCGCCUCGCAUCGGCACGAGUGGCCUACCUCAACGGCCCUGCGACCGAUGAGUUCUCCUCCCUCUCAUCCUUCCCUUAUCUUCGCUACUCCGAGCAGCUGCCUCUAUACCUGCGGCUCCCCCUUUCCCGGAGCAGAAAUUCCUUUUCUUGGAGCACGUGGCUGCGUGCGAUUGCGCCUAAAGUGGAGGUGCUUAUAGUUUGUCACGACCCGGACUGGGAGGCUGCGGUGGAUAGGUGCGAUGAGUACGGAGGCGGUGAGGAGGAGUGCUUGCAGCAGCAGCAACAAGCACUCCUGCCUCCGGUUAUCAACGCUCCAAAUCUCAAAUCCAUUUUCUUCCCCACUCGCAGGCCCUAUGACUCGCGCGUCCUUGCUCGCCUGCGCAUGAGCUUCCCUUCCCUGGCGCUUUUCUGUGUUAUCGACCGCUCGUACUACUGGGAGAGGAAGGGGAUGAGGGUGAUGGGCGGGCCUGUGGUGCACGUGAGGCAGGAGAAGAGUGGCGUGCUAAGGUGUCGGUUUGAUGAGAAGAAACGUGCGAAGAAUGUGAGGGAGAAGAUGCACAGUGUGAAUGGGGGGCUGGUGGAGGGAUACAUUGGGGAGGAGGACGAACGGCAUAUCCUGAAUGUGAAUGGGGGGCUGGUGGAGGGAUACGUUGGGGAGGAGGAUGAGCGGCAUAUCCUGAAGUAUCAAGGGAGAAGUUAG